Mobula hypostoma (lesser devil ray) is the source of this 11607-nucleotide messenger RNA. RefSeq names its product phospholipid-transporting ATPase ABCA1-like. Lineage: Eukaryota; Metazoa; Chordata; Chondrichthyes; Myliobatiformes; Myliobatidae. Gene Ontology annotation, biological process: cholesterol efflux; transmembrane transport; phospholipid efflux. The record is from RefSeq and is a predicted model, not a curated record. Gene Ontology annotation, molecular function: phosphatidylcholine floppase activity; apolipoprotein A-I receptor activity; ATP binding. The coding region runs from base 157 to 6969 and encodes 2270 amino acids. The transcript is spliced from 51 exons. Gene Ontology annotation, cellular component: membrane; intracellular membrane-bounded organelle.
GCGGGCCCUGGGCAGCGGCAGAGGUAGCUGCUGAAGAGAGAAGGCGAAGAAUAGAGUGACAUACCUCAAGAACAGGCAACAUGGGGUCGGAGACGGUGACAUGCUGAGAAAGCACAGGUCAACUUUGCUUUCUAAUGUGCAGUUUUAAGGACCAACAUGAGCUACUGGGUACAGCUCAGACUUCUCCUCUGGAAGAAUUUCACUUAUCGGAAACGGCAAACUAUUCAACUGGUUAUUGAGCUAUUAUGGCCUCUCUUUCUCUUCUUUAUCUUAAUCUCAGUACGCCAAUCCCACCCACCGUUUGAGCAACAUGAAUGUCAUUUUCCAAACAAAGCACUACCAUCAGCAGGGACACUGCCAUGGAUACAAGGAAUCAUCUGCAACGUUAACAAUCCUUGCUUCCAGUAUGCUACACCAGGAGAAACUCCAGGAGUUGUGGGAAAUUUCAACCAAUCCAUUGUUUCUCGGUUGUUCUCGGAUGCUCAGAAGGUAUUGCAUCAUGCCAACAGGGAACACAUUCUACAGAGCUUCCAUGAAUUCAUGAGCACGCUGAGAAAGCUGAUUGAUGACAUCCGUCCUUUGUCAGGUGUGCCACUAGGGGAGUAUUUAGAGAAGAAUCAAACCUUGUCCCAGUUCCUCACGAACAAUGCAUCACUUCCAAAAGAGGUGGUUAAUGACUUGAUGACGGCAAAGAUAAAUCUCGAUCAGAUAUCCCUUGCUGGUCUAAGGGAAAAUUUAAAGGAGGCUGUUUGCAACAUAUCCCACCACUCCGGUUUCCUAACUGUAAAGAACAAGAAGGCCUUCAACCGUUUGCACAAGCAUCUGUGUGCCUUACCAGAGGAGACGCUGCAAAAAGCAAGAAGUAUUUUCUUCUCAGAAAUCAACCUCUCCAAACUCUUGGCGGAGAGGAUUACAGCUAGUACUGGGAACAUACUUGAUGCAUCCAAUGCUUUGAACAAUAUAAUACGCCGAACUGGAAAUCUUGUUCAGCAGCUAUCCAACAUGACGAGUUUUUCUGAAUUCCGGGAUGAAAUUCAGUGGUUAACAAAUCCAAACACAACAGGAUCACCAAAAACGAUGUUUCAGGCCAUCUCGAAGAUUGUUUGUGGGCAUCCAGAUGGAGGUGGACUGCGCAUACCUUCACUGAACUGGUAUGAAGAUGAUGACUACAAGGCCUUAUUUGGUAGGAACAGCACAAAUGAUGGAAUGAUCACAUUUGACAAUUCAACACCACCUCAUUGUAAAGAUUUGAUUAAGGCUCUGGAAUCAAACCCAAUCUCUCGGAUUAUGUGGAGAGGCAUCAAACCACUUUUUGUGGGGAAAAUUCUAUAUACUCCAGAUACUCCAGCUACACUGAGGAUAAUGAAAGAGCUUAACAGAACAUUUGAGGAUCUUGGUUUGUUGCGAGAAGUGCGGGGAGCAUGGAAUGAAACUGGGCCACAGAUCUGGAAAUUUAUGGAAAAUAGCCAGGAAAUCCAUCUCCUGCAGGAAAUACUGAAGAACCCUGCAGUCUCCAGCCUAAUUGACCUACAGCUCAAUUCUACCUCUUGGAGUACAGCAAAUAUAACUAGUUUCUUGUCAAACCAAACUCAGGAGAGCGAAAAGUCUUACACGUGGAAGCAGGCUUACAAAGAAAUAGAUCAAAUGAUCAACUCUUUGUCACAAGUCAUUGAGUGCAUAUCCUUGAACAAAUUGGAAGCUGUCCCAACUGAAGAGAAGUUGGUGGUACGGGCCUUGCAGCUCCUGGCAGAGAGACAGUUCUGGGCUGGUGUUGUGUUUUUGAACGAGGAACAGAUGGGUACUGAGCUACAUAGUCUUCAGCCACACAUUAAAUACAAGAUCAGGAUGGACAUUGAUGAUGUCACUCGGACCAAUAAAAUCAAGGACAGGUUUUGGGACCCAGGACCUGCAGCAGACCCAUUUGACGAUAUGCGAUAUGUCUGGGGAGGAUUUGUCUACAUCCAGGAUUUGGUGGAGCAGGCAAUUAUUCGAGUACAGACUGGUGAAGAUAAGAAGACAGGGAUUUAUUUGCAGCAGAUGCCAUACCCAUGCUAUGUAGAUGAUGUAUUCUUGCGAGUUUUGAACCGUUCAUUGCCCCUUUUCAUGACGUUAGCUUGGAUUUACUCGGUUGCAAUGAUAAUCAAAGGGAUGGUUCACGAGAAAGAAGCACGACUGAAGGAAACGAUGAAGAUGAUGGGGCUGACUAAUGGAAUAUUGUGGAUCAGCUGGUUCAUCAGUAGCUUCAUUCCUUUCCUCAUCAGUUCUGCUUUUCUUAUUUUAAUCCUGAAGAAAGGAGGCAUUCUGCCAUACAGUGACCCCUCUGUAGUGUUUAUAUUCCUUGCAACUUUUGCAGUUGCAACCAUCAUGCAGUGCUUCCUGAUCAGCACCUUCUUUUCUGGGGCAAAUCUCGCAGCCGCAUGUGGAGGAAUCAUCUACUUCUCACUCUACCUCCCAUACGUCCUCUGCGUUGCCUGGAGAGACCAUGUCACCUACCCACUCCGAAUAUUUGCAAGCCUUUUAUCUCCAGUUGCAUUUGGUUUUGGAUGUGAAUAUUUUUCUCUCUAUGAAGAGCAAGGAAUUGGUAUUCAGUGGUUUAAUCUUGUUUCUAGUCCGGUGGAGGAUGACGCAUACAAUUUUAUUACUUCUAUCAUCCUUAUGCUGUUAGACGCUGUCUUGUACGGCAUUGCCACAUGGUACAUCGAAGCAGUGUUUCCAGGUCAAUAUGGAGUUCCCAAGCCCUGGUAUUUUCCUAUCCUCCAGAGUUACUGGUGUGGAGAACUAUAUUCAAAUGAGGAUGUGUUGCAGCAUUCUGCUAAUGGAAAUACUAAAAAAGUCCACCUGGAGAAGGAACCAACUCAUCUCAAACUGGGUGUGUCUAUCCAAAGGCUAGUGAAGGUUUACGGGAAUGGGAAGAAGGUGGCUGUUAAUGGACUUAGCCUUAAUUUCUACGAAGGGCAAAUCACUUCAUUCCUUGGGCACAAUGGAGCAGGAAAAACAACCACCAUGUCUAUUCUCACUGGACUGUUUCCACCCACCUCUGGUACAGCAUACAUUCUGGGUAGAAAUAUUUUCACAGAGAUGGAUACCAUCAGGAAGUCCCUUGGGAUAUGUCCACAGCAUAAUGUACUUUUUGACAUACUAACUGUGGAGGAACACAUCUGGUUUUAUGGAAGGCUGAAGGGCCUGACAGAGGAAGAGGUAAAAGAAGAAAUAAAACUGAUGAUAGAAGAUAUAGGUUUGGAACACAAACGUCAAGAACAAACGAAAAACCUUUCAGGUGGCAUGCAGCGAAAGCUUUCAGUUGCCGUGGCAUUUGUUGGUGGGUCAAAGGUUGUCAUUUUAGAUGAACCAACUGCUGGUGUUGACCCUUACUCACGCCGAGGAAUAUGGGAGCUCCUACUUAAAUACAGAAAAGGCCGCACCAUUAUAUUAUCAACCCAUUACAUGGAUGAGGCAGAUCUCCUUGGAGACAGAAUUGCCAUUAUCUCCCAUGGAAAACUCUGCUGCUGUGGCUCUUCACUCUUCCUCAAAAACCAUUUGGGAACUGGCUAUUAUUUGACAUUAGUUAAAAAGGAAAAUGAUAAGACAACACCAGCCAGCUCCAGUAGUACCACCAUCGGUAUGAGAAAGGAUGACAGUGAUUCUGAAAGAAGUUAUGAUACUGGGCUUGGCAGUGAACAGUUCAGUGAAACUGGUGCACUGGAUGUGUCAACUGUUUUAGCAUUGGUGCAGAAAUAUGUUUCUGAUACUCGUUUGGUGGAAGAUUUUGGCCAUGAAAUGACAUAUGUUUUACCCUAUACUGGGGCAAAAGAUGGUGCAUUUGUGGAACUCUUCCAGGAACUGGACAACCAUCUCUGUGAGCUCGGAAUUUCCAGUUAUGGUAUCUCGGACACCACCCUUGAAGAGAUUUUUCUCAAAGUGGCUGAAGAUACAGGAGUGGACAGCGAUGUUGCAGAUGGAAACGUCCCUAUUAAAAGAGUCAGAUGUUCAAGAUCGAGUGAGCAUACACUCCAGCCUGUCAGUGAGGAAGGGGACUUUGACUUGCCUGAUACAGAACAAGUAAGAAGGAAAGUACGAACAAAAGAAUCCAAAGAAACAGACUUCAUGCAUUGUGCGGACGGCAGAGGCUCAUACCAGUUGCGUGGUUGGGAGCUCACCAGACAGCAGUUCCACUCUCUGUUCAUCAAACGAUUUCUCUAUGCCAGACGAAGCCACAGGGGACUCUUCGCUCAGAUUGUGCUGCCUGCAAUGUUUGUCUUUGUUGCUCUACUCUUCAGUCUUAUCGUGCCUCCAUUUGGGAAAUAUCCAUCAUUAGAGCUGACUCCCUGGAUGUACGGAGAACAAUACACUUUCAUUAGUGAUGAUAUACCAGAGGAUUCCAGUACUCGUGCGUUGAUCAGUGCACUCCUCAGUGACCCUGGAUUUGGUACUACAUGUAUGGCAGAUGAUUUGAAUUUAGACGAACAUUGCUCACAAGGCAGUACUGAAUGGAUAACUCCCCUUAUCCCUGGAUCAGUUAUGAACAUUUUUCUCAAUGGUAACUGGACGAUGCAGAACCCAUCUCCGACAUGCGAGUGUAGCUCAGAGGAGAGUAAGAGGAUGUUGCCUGAAUGUCGACAAGGAGCAGGAGGGCUUCCACCUGCAGAGAUGCAUCGGAAUACUGGGGACAUACUUCAGAACCUAACGGGCAGGAAUAUCUCUGACUAUCUUGUGAAGACCUAUCCCCAAAUCCUUAGUAAGAGUUUGAAAACCAAGAAGUGGGUGAACGAGUUCAGGUAUGGAGGAUUCUCCUUUGGAGCACGAAGUUCUCAGAUUUUACCUUCGCUGAAUGAAGUUAAUAUGUCCGUCACUGAGAUCAGGACACGACUCAGUAUCACAAAGGGGAGUUCCACAGACCGACUGCUGGAAAACAUUACAAAGUUUAUCAAAGGGCUGAGCACAAAGAACAAUACUAAAGUGUGGUUCAACAAUAAAGGUUGGCAUGCUAUGGUGAGCUUUGUGAAUGUGAUGAAUAAUGCAGUACUGAGAGCAAAUCUUCCACCAGGAAAAGAUCCUCGACUGUUUGGUAUUACAGCCUUCAACCACCCACUCAACUUGACCAAAGAACAACUUUCUGAGGUUGCAUUGAUGGCUACCUCGGUUGAUGUGCUUGUCUCCAUUUGUGUUAUCUUUGCCAUGUCCUUUGUGCCAGCCAGUUUUGUUCUCUUCCUCGUCGAAGAGCGUGUCAGCAAGGCUAAGCACCUUCAGUUUGUUAGCGGCGUGAAGCCUGGCAUUUAUUGGCUUGCUAACUUUGCAUGGGAUAUGUGUAAUUAUGCAGUACCUGCCACAAUGGUUGUCAUCAUCUUCAUCUGCUUCCAGCAAAAGUCCUAUGUGUCUGCCUCUAAUUUGCCAGCCCUGGUCCUCCUCCUGUUUCUCUAUGGGUGGUCCAUCACUCCCCUUAUGUAUCCCGCCUCCUUUCUGUUCAGCAUUCCCAGCACGGCCUAUGUGGUGUUGACCUGUGUUAACCUGUUCAUUGGCAUCAAUGGCAGUGUCGCCACCUUUGUCCUGGAGCUCUUCACAGACAAAAAAUUGAAUGAUGUCAAUCGAAUCCUGAAGAAAGUAUUCCUCAUAUUCCCGCAUUUCUGUUUGGGUCGAGGAUUAAUAGACAUGGUGAAGAAUCAAGCCAUGGCAGAUGCUUUGGAGAGGUUUGGAGAGAAGCAGUUUGUGUCUCCACUGUCCUGGGACCUGGUGGGGAAGAACAUGUUUGCUAUGGCUGUCCAGGGAGUCGUCUUCUUUCUGUUCACAAUUCUAUUACAGUAUAAAUUCUUCAUCAAAAUGAGGCCUAUGUCACUGAAGCUUCUUUCUCUGGAAUCAGAAGAUGAGGAUGUAGCCAGAGAGAGGCAAAGGGUCAUGUAUGGCGGGAGUGAGGGUGACAUUCUAGUUAUCAAGGAUCUCACCAAGGUUUACAGAAGGAAAAAGAAACCGGCUGUGGAUCGAUUGUGUGUGGGAAUUCCCCCAGGGGAGUGUUUUGGACUUCUGGGGAUAAAUGGAGCUGGAAAAACAUCCACCUUCAAGAUGCUGACAGGAGAUACUGAGGUCAGCAGUGGUGAGGCCUUCCUUAAUGGAUAUAGCAUUCUAUCCAAUAUCCAGGACGUCCACCAAAACACUGGGUACUGCCCACAGUUUGAUGCCAUCAACAAAUUGUUGACAGGACGAGAACAUCUAGAGUUUUACUCAAGGCUGCGUGGUGUUCCUGAACAUGAAGUUGCUAAGGUCACUGAAUGGGGCAUAAAGAAACUCGGACUCUCCCGCUACGCAGAUAGACCGUCUGGCACAUACAGUGGUGGCAACAAACGAAAGCUGUCCACUGCCAUUGCACUGAUUGGAUGCCCGCCUGUCAUCUUUCUGGAUGAACCUACAACUGGAAUGGAUCCCAAGGCAAGGCGAUUCCUUUGGAAUUGUAUUCUGAGUGUAAUCAAGGAAGGGAGAUCAGUGGUACUGACCUCACACAGCAUGGAGGAGUGUGAGGCUCUGUGCACACGGAUGGCCAUCAUGGUGAAUGGACGGUUCCGCUGUCUGGGCAGUGUGCAACACCUGAAAAGCAGGUUUGGAGAUGGUUAUACCAUCAUUCUGAGGAUGCAUUGUUCUGCACUGGACCUGUCCCCUGUGGAGGAAUUCAUGCUGUGCACAUUCCCAGGAUGUGUAUUGAAGGAAAAGCACCACAGUAUGCUGCAGUACCAGAUACCGACUGGGUGCUGCUCCCUGGCCAAGAUCUUCAGUGCACUCACAAACAACAAAGAAAAGCUAAAGAUUGAAGACUAUUCGGUGUCUCAGACCACAUUAGAUCAAGUAUUUGUCAAUUUUGCCAAGGAUCAAAGUGAAGAAGAAUAUUUAAAGGACGUUGUAACACAUGGGCCACAAUAUAAGGAAACAGUAAAGCGCAUCACAAAUUUUCUAGCAGAUGAGAAUGUGAGAGAGAGUUCAGUAUGAUCUGGGUAUGAAUUAAAUCAUUUCCCAGUUGAACUCAGAAGAUUCCAAAGCACAGUGAGUUGAAGGAUUGUGCCUGGACUGAGCUAUCAGUUACUGGACUAUUGAAGACAGCCCUGUCACCCCUCUGCAAGGAUUCAAUGAACACCACCAUCCAACUUUCAAAGCCUCCCACUCUUCCCCAGCCCAGUCCAUCCCAUCAUCCUCCAUCCUGUUUCAAGUUACCAUCAAUAAACAAGAUAGAAACAGAGGUUUUAUUUUUUUAAUUAUUCCUUUCUGUAUUUGUAUGAAAAAUGAAUCAUGUACAGACUGAUUUAUUUAUAUGGUUUCUUUCUACACUCCAGUACUUUUUAAGCUUUUUAGCAUUUGCAGCCGAUGUUUACCUGGCACUUUAUUCCUGGAGUUUUCUGAAUCUGAAUGGAAUGAAAGCAGGGUGAUGAGCUGCAGUAAACUUUCAUUUGUUUCACCACUGAGGAUCCACAAUGACAAGACUGAAACACAUUGCUGAUACGGGGUGGUAUGCUACCAGGCGAGAGAGUAGAGCAAGGGAGAGAGAGAGAGAGAGAGAGAACUCCAAGCAUUACAGGCUUUUGUUUUUACUGACAAUGUCUGAGGAGAGAGGAAAAGGUAAUUGGAAGGAAUAAUAUGGCACAUUAUGUCUGUUGUUUGGAAUUUGCUUGAUAAUUGUAUCUAAGCCUUAACUAAACUGCUGUGAACAGAGUUGCGGAAGGCAGCCUUAGCUGUGGGGAGCCAUUACCAAUUUCAACUUCCAGGCCCUUCCUUCCCAAUUAAAAGUCAGGAUGUGACAAUUGUGCAUUAAUUUUCAGUAAUUCGGUAGAAGCUGACUUCAAUAAGCCCUGCACUCAACAGGAUUCAUUCAAGCAUUCUCAUCUCAAUAAAUGGUUUGUGAGUUCACAUUUCACUCAAGCGAUCUAUACUGUGCACGGGCUAAACAGCUUCUGCUUUUCUAAAAUAAACAAAUCAUUUAGAGAAGACAAAUUAGUGUAAAAAUAAACUCCAUCCUUAAACUAGCAAAGUAUUUUUGUUCACAACAUCUGUUCGCAGUUAACGUUAACACCCAACACCCAGUCAUAGUUUGUGAUCAAAAAUUGUACAAUUGAAGUGCAAAUUUUAUGAUAGUUUCUCUGAUUUCUGGUUUUCCAAAAUUACGUUAUAAUUUAUGAAGCGUUUCUGAACUACGGUCAUCGUUCUUAAUUAAUUUCCACACAGGAAUCUCUGGCAAAAGAAUAGUAACAAGAAAAUUUGUUUUGGUGAUGUUAAUUGAGAGAUACAAGUAUGAUUUGCCUGCUUUUUAAAGUGGAGCUCUGUGGGAUCUUAAAUAUCCACUUGAGGGAAAAUGCCCUCAGUUUAAUCCCCGAUCUGAAAGAUGGUACAUCCAACAGAUCUCCUUCAAUGGUAUGCUGGUUUCAGCCUGGAUUAAGUGUUGGAGAGACCCAAAACACUCAACACUUAGACUCAGAGAUAAGAAUGUUAUCUUUGGGCCACAACUCACUCUAAAGCAAGGGUUCCCAACACUUUUUAUGCCAUGGACCCCUACCAUUAACCGAGGGGUCUAAGGACCCCAGGGUGGGAACCCCUGCUCUAAAGCAUUAGCAAGAAAGGUCAAGACAAUGAACUGGCACAUGAACCCUUCAGUGUAGCUCUACCCUUGGGGCAGCUUCAUCUAAAAAUGAAUUUGACAGAAAGGGUUCCCCCCCCCCAUCUACUUUUCCCACACCUCAACUGGCUUCACCUAUCACCUUCCAGUUUGUAAUCCUUCCCCCUCCCUGCACCACCUUAUUCUGGCUUCUAUCCCCUUCCUUUCCAGUCCUGAUGAAGGGUCUCAGCCCAAAAUGUCAACUUCAUAGAUGCUGCCUGACCUGCUAAGUUCCUCCAGCAUUUUGUGUGUGAUAUUUUACAAAAAGGGUAUUUUAUUAGGCUGCUACACCAGACUAACUGUGGAAGGUGCAUGUGUAUUUCACAAACAUUUUAUGACUGUUUAUAACUGUUAGCCAAGCAUGAUUCUCCACGUUAACAUGCAUUCAGGAUUUUUGGUCCAAGUAGCAUUGACUUGGUGUAUAAGUUAAUGUAUCAAUAGCUGAUAUAUUUUGUUUAACAAAUGCUUUUCUGUGAAGGCCUUUUACAACCAAUCAGAAGUUCCAAGGGAAGGAAAGGGGAUGGGGUGUAAUUCUAAGUCAGCACACCACAUCAUAUAACAAAAAGCUGUGUGGGCCGGGUCAGUAACUUAUGCCCAGGAAACUGCUUACCUCCUUUAAGAAUGGAAGUUUAGCUUAUGUUUGAUGACAUUAAAGAAAUUGUCUGACUUUAAUCAUUGGAAUGCUGCUUUAUAAAUGCGGAUCUUGGACCCUCCUGACAUUUCAUUUCACUGCAAACAGUAAUUUUACAACCAUGCCAAACCUGCUGCGAGUUGCAUCAGGAGAAGGAAGUUGAAAUUAGUAUAAACACAAGUUUCUGCAGAUGCUGGAAAUCCAAAGCAACACACACACAUUACAUUGAGUUCCUCCUGCAUUUUGUGAGAGAUGAAAUUAAUAAGUUAUUUUAAGUUUCUUUUGAAACAAGCUUUGGGUUGGUCAUGAGGGCCAUAGACUUUCCUGCCCUGGACAUCUAACCCCAGAUCCUGGAAAUUAAAUGACUGUUUAUAACUGACAUGGCAUUAAGUGUACACUAAUGAUAGAGUUAUGUCCAUGUCCACUUUGGCCCAUCACCCUUCAACAAUCCCAUCCAAAUUAAAACUGAACUCAAUAUAGCAGUGAGAUUUAUGCACGAGCUAGAGGCACACACAGCGUAGCUACAUACAAGUAAGACACCCAACUAGGCUGCAGUUCCACAUCCUUGAGCUCAUGUCCACUGUUGAUGGGAGGUUGAUUCAAUGUGAUCUCUUCUCCCUUUGUUCUGAAAGCAGGUAGCCACUGUCAAUACAUAGUACUGUUCCAGCUUCCAGAUCCACUAAUUAGAACUAUGUUGUGUUACUUCCCUUUGAAGACGGCUUCCAUUUGGCAACUGGCCACAACAAGCUGAUUGAGAACAAGAAGCUGGUUAUGUGGGCAAAUCACAAGUGCUGCUAUAUCAUACUGAAAGAAGUGUUCCUAUCCUUCAAGAAAGGUGUUAGUUGUGGCUGAUUAUAAAAACUUAGCAAUGCUGCUGUAUCCUCAGAAAAAGAAUCCCAUCUCACUGCUGCUUCAUGCUAUAGUGAGCAUUCAUUGAACCUUGCACUCUGUAGAUGACUAGCCAUCAAGAAUGCUUAAGGUGAUUCGAGUGGUUCUCUGCAAAAUCUACCUAUCUAUACCAUUCCUGCAAAGUACUAAGUUAGAUAUUUCCCUUUGGUACUGUCUGAUGAUGGAGAAUUACAGAUAAGCCAGUAUUUGAAAACAACCUAAAAAUUAUUUUUAAGUUACAUUCUUUACUGUUUUGCGCUUCUGUUACUUUGCACUUUAGUAUUUGAAGACUGCAAAAAGUAGGAAAAUCAGAAGGAAACAAAAAGCCACAUUGUAUAUAUUGAGAGUGAAGUGAUUAUUAGGGAAUUGUAGGCAAACGUUGAAAGGAAUUGUGACACUGGAAAUUCAUCCAGUUUUCCAUAUUGUCCUGCAGAAAGGAAGAGAAAGUCUGGAUAAGGGGUACUUUUUGUUCAAAAUAUUGGUCAAAUGUGACAAGGGAUAAAUGUCCUUGCCAUUUUUUAAGCAUAAUUGUCUUAAUCACAUGCAGACCCAGUACCCAGUGGGUAUGAAUGGGUUUGGAGCUCUAGGGCUUUUUCCAAAGCCUUAACCUAUGCAACGUUUCCUAUGAAGCCACUCAGGGAUGUUCCUUGCCACCAGUAACACUGGAGAAGCCCAGCAGGAAGGGUAACCCAACACUAGGGUCUUUGCCUGGAAAGUACCGGUCAGAAUUCUUUAUGCACCCUUCUUCUUAACAUCGGAGAAAUAUUUUGAGCAGAAACUACUGAAAAAAAAUUGCUACUGCUUCACUUGCACAAGGUUAUGACUCAAUUUCAUUAUAAUUAUUUUCAUAAUAUUUUGGAGGACAUUUUUGGGGCGGGCUGGAAAGUCCCUGUGUAUCGACCCUAUGUAGAACCUCAUGUGGAUAUCAUUGAAUGCAAAUUGUUUAUUCUACUAAUCUUUGAUCAACUUGAUAAAGAGCUUUCAGGAAGAGGAAGUCAGUUGAUUGCAACCAAGGUGACAGGAGAGGAUCUAUACUUGAACUUAGUAACUUGACCUGGGCAGAAUUAACUAGGAUUCCUGCAUCAAGCUAGUAAUCCCCGUUUGAGAACAUGUGUGGCUCCAGGUGAUACUGCCUCUGUUACUGAGCCCAUUUGAUCCACUGACUUUUAGUGACGAAAUCAAGCUCGGAUAUUUUGAAAACCAAUGUUCAUGAAACAUAAGUGAUAAUGGAAAUGCUGAAGAUCUGAUUCAAAUGAGGUUCAUCCAAAUCACAUUCCAGUGUUCUUAAGGUCAUUUAUUGGGUGACAUAUCAUUUCUUCUGAGUACACAAUGCACAAUAAUAAAGUGUGUGUAUUUGAGCUGAGUUAUAGCUUUUUAAAGCUUCUCUUAAAGUUGCCUCUGUCCCCACUCAUUAUUAAUAUUGUAUCGGACUGUGUACGAAGUUUUGACAAAAUAAAGACCUACA